UUAGCAGUUUGGAAACUGCACAGGAUUGCACACAGACAAAAUAUAAGAAGCUGAAGCAGGGAAAAGGAACUGAUGAACUCAGAACUUGAGAAUGCACCAUGGAAUCUGCACCAGGCAGUAGAUACAGCAAUCCAACCUGAAAUAAGGAAAUGGAGCUGCUGAUAUUGGAACCAGGAAUUGACAAAAUCCAAGCUGUACUGGCAAUGAGCAGAUGCAAGUGAAUGGUUGAAAUAGGACACGCUGAAUAGUCAUUUGUGCCUCUGGUCAGGUGGAAGCUAAUCCCUCUGUGAUUAGGAGAAACUGGAGUCAACUGUUUAAUCCAACAUGGGGGUUGCCAUAAUGGACUGGAAGACAUUCCAAGGUCUACUGAGUGGAGUGAAUAAGUAUUCAACAGCAUUUGGACGCAUUUGGCUAUCAGUGGUAUUUGUAUUCCGAGUUCUUGUGUAUGUGGUUGCAGCAGAGAAAGUAUGGGGAGAUGAACAAAAAGACUUUGAUUGCAACACCCGUCAACCAGGCUGCACCAAUGUCUGCUAUGACCAUUACUUUCCUAUUUCUCAUAUCCGACUUUGGGCUUUACAGCUAAUAUUUGUUACAUGCCCAUCACUCUUGGUAAUUAUGCAUGUAGCUUACAGAGAAGAUCGAGAAAAAAAGAACCGGUUAAAAAAUGGAGAGCAGUGUUCUAAAUUAUACUCAAACACAGGCAAAAAACAUGGUGGUCUCUGGUGGACCUACCUUUUAAGCCUGUUCUUCAAAACCGGCAUUGAAAUCACCUUCCUAUAUAUACUUCAUACAAUGUGGGACAGCUUUGAUCUUCCACGACUUGUUAAGUGUACGAAUGUGGACCCCUGUCCCAACAUUGUAGAUUGCUACAUUGCACGGCCAACUGAGAAGAAAGUGUUUACAUAUUUUAUGGUAGCAGCCUCUGCCAUCUGCAUUAUUCUCAGUAUCUGUGAAAUAUUUUACCUUAUCUUUAAGAGGUUUACCAAUUGUUUUAACAAGUAUAAAAAAUCCAACAAACACUCAGUAACCUACAGCAAAGCAUCAACCUGCCAGUGUCACAUCCGGUUAGAGACAAUAGAGAAAAAACCAAUUAACAAAACAGUUGACUCUCUAAGAGCUUCUGCACCAAAUUUGACAAAUUUGUAAAAUCAUUACAUCAGUCUGUAAAAUAUCUUUUGACGACCGAGUCGUAUGGUAACACGGAUGAAAAGAAAGCCUUCUUAUUCAACUACUAAGACAAGACUUAAAAUGUGUGCCUACUUUCUCCUGGACAGUUAUACAUAUAUUCAAGGAAAAUGUUGGAUGACAGUUUAUGAAUAUGUCGCUUAAGGAACCUCAUUUUGAUGGAGCUGUCAAAAAAUAAUCUCUAUACAGAUGUUAUGUUUACACAGUGUAACUCUUUCCACAUUGGAAAACUCAAAGGAACAUAUAAAGGCUUUAUGGACACAGGAAAUCAUGAUAAGGCCAUGGCAGUGAGGAACACAAAGUAAAAACAAUGACUGCCUACAUUCUAAAGCUGGCGUUUUAGAGAAUCACAAUUUUUCAUUUCAUAGAUUCUUGGUUAAAGAUACUUAAAAUUAAACAUUGACUCCAAAUGACUAUUCACUGCCACUUUAUAUGCUGUUUGAUCUAGACUGUUGGAAUGUACUAUCCAAGCUGAUGCGUGGGGAGUUUAAGAGACUAAAGAACAAUCCCCACUCAAUGGGGGGAAUUCAAAUGUUUCAAAAGUCGGUUGGGUGUUUGGUUUUUCCUGUCUAUUAGAUAGGAAAAAACAGACACGCAACUGACUUUUCAAACAUUUUAACAGGGGUGUAUCUAGGGGUCCGAGCGCCCCUGGCAAAGUCAGGGGCAGGCCCCCCACACACACAUACAUACACAUAUUUGAAAUAAGGGAGGCGUGUCAAAAAAGGAAUGUGGCCUUGUGGGGAAGAGGCAUUGCCACACAAUAGUACUUCCAAUUCAAAUUAUGCCACACAGUAUCACAUUACACCGCACAGUAGUGUCCAUUACUCACAUUACAACGCACAGUAGUGUCUCUUAUUCACGUUACGCCCUAUAGAAAACACAGUCUAUAAAGGGCAUAUGGGGAAUGCAAAGGGAAAAUGGAAAUGUGGACUUGUGCUAAUAAAUAUAUUCCUAAUUUUAUAUGGGGAAUGCAGUCAAACCACAUUUGCCAUUAGUAUAUCUGAUCCUGCCCAUAGGCACACACAUAUACACUUACAUACAUAGGGGUAUAUUCAAUUGACGUCGGAUCCAUUCCGACAUUCAUUUGUCGGAAUGGAUCCGACCUGGGCUAUUCAAUGCAAUCUCAAUUCGAAUUGAGAUGCGGGUGCUGAGACGGGGGGAGCAGCGCUGCAGCAGCGUAGCCGGAGGAUGUGUCACAGCCGCCAUUCACGGCAGCA
Molecule: messenger RNA, 2402 nt
Organism: Pseudophryne corroboree (corroboree frog)
Lineage: Eukaryota; Metazoa; Chordata; Amphibia; Anura; Myobatrachidae
Product: gap junction beta-3 protein-like
Exons: 2
Coding region: 325-1146 (273 amino acids)
Biological process (GO): cell-cell signaling
Cellular component (GO): connexin complex
Molecular function (GO): gap junction channel activity
Source: RefSeq, a predicted model, not a curated record